GUCUCUGCCGCCGCUCCGCGUUCAGUGCCGAGGGCGAGGCUGACAGCCGGCGCAGUGCUAGCCAAGGUUCCGUCGCGACCGGUGCUCCGCGCGCUGCGACCUGCCUACGCGUAUAUCGAUAUCCGAUUUAUCGUGCUUCGCAGUCUCGAAUACUAACGUGUCUGUGAUAAUUCCGAUACUGUUCCGCCAAUCGCGGCCGGCUGUUGUACGUAAACGAUACACUAUCAGCAAGCCGUCGAUCUGUGCCGAAUCGAAAUUUUUCACGGCGGCCGAAUGUCCCGGUAAUAACGAAGUGCUUUUACACGGGAUUCUGUUGCUAUUAUUACAUUAUCCUUGUGUGAAAUAUUAGUGUGGAUACAAUUUAACGUACAAGAUGAAGUCCAAGGAGGAGUUGGAUACGAAGGUACAGACGGGUACUUUUAUUUUAUCCGAGAAGAUCGACGACACUAAGUCAAAGAAGAGCGAGAAGGAAAUGAAGAAGGAGAUGAAGAAACUCGAAAAGGAAAAGCAGGAAAGAGAGAAACGGGAGAAAAAGGCUAGAGAAAAGGAAAAGGAGCGUGAGAAGCAAGCGAAAAAAGGCCGGGUGGUGUGCGGCGCGUGCGCCGGCAAGUGCAGCGGCGAAGUGCUGCGCGUGUCAGACAAGUACUUCCACAUGGCGUGCUUCACGUGCCGUACCUGCUCCGCGUCGCUCGCUCGCGGCGGCUUCUUCUGCAAGGACGGGUACUACUACUGUCCACAGGACUACCAAAGGGCAUUCGGCACGAGGUGUGCGGCGUGCAACCAGUACGUAGAGGGCGAGGUGGUCUCCGCUCUCGGAAACACCUACCACCAGAAAUGUUUCACUUGCGCAAGAUGCCAACGCGCGUUCCCGUCUGGUGAGAAGGUGACGUACACGGGCAGCGAGGUGGUGUGCGCGGCGUGCACGAGUGCGCCGCAGAAGCAGACGGCGCGGGCGGCGCGAUCGCCGCUCGCGUCGCCGCGCGCACCUGCGGCGACCGCGCCCGGCGCCUCCCCCUCCUCGCCCGAGCCGCCCUCCUCGCCCAUUACGCCCGGCUCGCCCGGCUCCGGCCGCGAUCGGGACCAGCGGCAGCCGGACCCCAACGAGUGCGCGGGCUGCGGCCAGGAGCUGUCGGAGGGGCAGGCGCUGGUGGCGCUGGAGCGGCAGUGGCACACGUGGUGCUUCGCGUGCGGCGAGUGCGGCGCCGUGCUGCAGGGCGAGUACAUGGGCCGCGCGGGCGUGCCCUACUGCGAGCGCGACUACCAGCGCCUCUACGGCGUGCGCUGCGCCUACUGCCAGCGGUACAUCUCCGGGAAGGUGCUGCAGGCCGGCGACAACCACCACUUCCACCCCACGUGCGCGCGCUGCAGCAAGUGCGGCGACCCGUUCGGCGACGGCGAGGAGAUGUUCCUGCAGGGCGCCGCCAUCUGGCACCCGCGCUGCGGGCCCGCGCCGCACGCGCCGCUCGACCUCGAGCGCGCCUCCUCCGAGCUGCAGUUCUCGCUGCGCUCGCGCACCCCCAGCGUCAACGGCUCCUACUGCAGUCCCUACAGUAGCUUGACCAGGAAGUACGGCUACCGCGCCGUGUCGCCCGGGCUGGCGCUGCGCGAGUACCGCGACGACGCCUGCUCGCCGCACCGCAUCACCACGUACUCCUACCUGGCCGGCGAGCCCGCCACGCUGCGCCGCUGCGUGCAGCCCUACGACCGCCCGCCCGCCUCGCCGCACUUCCACCGCCCGCCCUCGUCGGCGAGCACGCGCGCGUCGUCCCGCGCCGGCAGCAAGGCGUCGUCGCGGCCCGGCAUGCGCGUGCUGGUGGACUCCAUCCGCUCCGAGACGCCGCGCCCCAAGUCGCCGCACAUGAACAACGAGGAGCCCAUCGAGCUGUCUCACUACCCGUCGGCGUACAAGCCUCCCCCCGGCACGAAGCCUAAGAUCGAGCGCGACGACUUCCCCGCGCCGCCCUACCCGUACACCGACCCGGAGCGUCGGCGGCGCUGGUCGGACACGUACAAGGGCGUGCCCGACAGCGACGACGAGGGCGAACGCGUCAACGGACUCAACGGGGACGUCGACCCGCAGCUGCGCAAGGAGGAGCAGGAGCUCGCCAAGAUAGAGAGCGGCAUCGCGCAGGUGUUCCUGAAGGAGGUCAAGGAGCGCGAGAAGCUCCAGCAGUGGAAGAGACAGAACCUCGACCCGCGAAACGCGAGCAGGACGCCGAGUGCGGCGCGCGAGGCGGGCGCGCGGCUGCGCUACUCGUCGCCGGUGGGCGCGUCGCCGUCGCGCUCGCUCGACCACCCGCGCCACCACGACCCCGCGCUGGCGCACCACCACGUGCCCUCCUACAACGUGGUGUCGUCGCUGCGCGCGGCGCCGCGGCCGGGCUACGGGCUGGCGGCGCGCUCGCACACCUUCUCGUCCAGCACCGCGGGCGACUUCACAUUUAGCGGCCUCGGUGACAAGACGCACAGCACCGACUUCAGCAGCGGCAAGUCAGACAUGCGGACGGAUCUCUGCAUCUCUGCCGGCUCCAUCACCGACGUGGACAGGAGUGCUGUGACGACGGACGGCGGCGUGGCGGUGCGCGGCGGCGUGGUGUCGGCAGCGGCCGGCGUGGGCGGGGGCCUGGGCGGGGGGCUGGGCGGGGGCCCCGGGGGCGGCGUGGGCGUGCGCGGGGGCGGCGUGGGCGUGCGCGGGGGCGGCGUGCGGCGCUCGCUGCCCAACAUGGCCACCUCGCAUCUGCUGCACGAGCCCGCCAAGCUCUAUCCCUACCACUUGCUCCUCAUCACCAAUUACCGCCUGCCACCCGACGUCGACCGUCUCAAUCUCGAGCGCCACCUGUCGGACGCGGAGUUCGAGGCGAUCCUGCAGAUCGGGCGCCAGGACUUCUACCGCCUGCCGCAGUGGCGCCGCAACGAGCUCAAGCGCCGCGCACGGCUGUUCUAAGCCCCGGCCUCGCCUCAUUCGUCCUCAUUGAUCCUGAUCCUCCUCCUCCUCCACCUCCUCCUCCUCCUCCCUCACCCUCCCUCGUCCUCGCCUCUGUCUAUCUCCUUCGCUCCCAUUCUUGUCCCCUCGUUUCACCGUGGAAAUUGUCGUAUAAGUUAUUUAUUCUUUUACGUCUGCGUCCGGUCGGGGAGGCUCGACCCGGAGUGGACGUAACUUCAACUGUUCGAUUUUAAGAAUAAUAAUAAUAAUAUAUUGAUAUUAUAAUUUUUUUCACAUAAUAAUUUAUAAGUAUGGUGUGUGAUUCACCGGUGUGUCCGUGGAUGCGAGAGUUCAUAGAACUUGGAUUUUAUACAUUUGAUGGCUCGGUCGGCCGCCCGGUCGGUCGUCGGGCCGCACGGGAGUGGCCGAGGUCCCGGCUUCGCUUCGCGGAUAAAUCCAGCGAUAUUUAGAUGCGUGUGCCGGUGUGUAGGCUUUUGUAAUUUUGUUUCCUUGUAAGAAAUUUAGGAUACUGAAUAAUGAAGUGUUAAUUAAUUUGUUUCCAUUUAACUAAACUAUAUUUUUCGACUGCGAUCGUUAUUAUUUUUCCAAAGCCGUCACAUCGGCCGGGACCUCGUCCGCGGUUACGUAGUAACGCCGCAGUAGAUACACGAUUACAUAGAUGUAACUGAUAAUAUAUCGAUGCCUUGUCGUAUGUAUGUGUAUAUGUAUAUGUAUAUGUAUAGAAGAGAUAUAUGGCCGAGUGCGAGCGUGACCUCCGUUUACUUUAGUGAGAACCAAAUAUAUCGAUUAUACUUAGGGGGAAGCAUAUUUCGCGUUAGGUUUAGGCGGGCUAUAGUAAAUAUAUCGCAGCGUAUGAGCGAGUGUACGGGCUGUUUCUGACGCGAGACGCGCUCGGUGCGGCGCCUCGGCGUGACGUCAGCGGCGUGACGUCAGCGGCGUGACGUCACCGGCGCCGGUUCCUAGCGGGCGAGUGUGCGUGCGUGUGUGCGUGCGUGUGUGCGUGCGUGUGUGUGUGCGAGUGCGGCCGUCAUACUUGUGACCACUUCGAUUGUUUUUAAUUUUAUUUUAGCCAGUUAUGAUCAAGGUCGCAGUGUGGCGGCUCGUGCCCGUCGGUUAUUGUUUUUAGAUAAGUGUAUUUAUGUGCUAUUUCAAAUUAAUAAAUGAUAGAGUUUAAAAAAUAUUAUUACCUAAUCGGAAUCGAUGUUCUAAGGAGUAAGUUUUUCAUGAUCGUAGCUUCGCGUUGGACCGGUCUUAUUCGUUCGUUGGCGUUUUAGCGUCUCUUUAGUGAACAUGUAUUUCGAGGAUUUUCGCUUUUAAUUUGUCGGUUAAAGAUAUAUUGCAUAUCGACUUUUGUUAUCUGUAAUGUAUGUACUCUGUACCGUAUGUAUCUCCUUAUAUCUCUUACUUUGUUCGACGACUUCGUGUGUAGUGAAGGGCGUCUCUAUGUUUAGACACAAGCGUCAUACAAAGUUCAGAGCAGCCCUCGUCUCGAUGUGCGAGCUAGCAAAAUUAUAUUAAAGAAUAUAUUUUUUAUGGUCUGCAUAACAUGUACAUGUUAGCAGUGACUUGCCUACGCCCUUCGAAUGCGGGUCGAGAAGAAAGUAUUGCCAAGUGUCGCAAUGGAAAUGAGAUUGUAAGUGCGGAAGAGCAACCGAUGCGACGUCGCGUCGGCCACGUUACUAUUGAGCGCCUAAUUUGUAUAAUAUUUUGCUGGACAAAAAUAAUAUAAACUGUUCGUGAAUUUCUAAGGUCUAACGAAUGUUCCAUUGGUGACUCUUCCUUACUACUCGGGUUUCGUUGAGAACUGUAAUUUAGAACUGGACGCCGAGCUGAAGCAAUUUUGUCAGUGAUUUAAAGCGAAAACUAUGCUUUCAAAUAAUAAAAAAUUGCAUUUCUGACUA
Vanessa tameamea is the source of this 4845-nucleotide messenger RNA. RefSeq names its product actin-binding LIM protein 2 (gene Unc-115a). The transcript has 19 exons. Gene Ontology annotation, cellular component: actin cytoskeleton. Gene Ontology annotation, biological process: lamellipodium assembly; cytoskeleton organization. Lineage: Eukaryota; Metazoa; Arthropoda; Insecta; Lepidoptera; Nymphalidae. The record is from RefSeq and is a predicted model, not a curated record. Gene Ontology annotation, molecular function: actin filament binding. The coding region runs from base 374 to 2944 and encodes 856 amino acids.